AUGUCAACUUCAGUGGCAUUUGCCCUCAAAUGUACCUUGAGAAAGUCCAUGUUGAAAACACUCAGGGGGAUGGCUGAUAGCGAGGUGGAGAAGCAAUCACAAGCAGUUUUCGAGACUCUUCUAGAACAGCCUUUCUUCCGAGAAGCGAAAUCAGUGGGAUGUUAUCUGAGUAUGAAACAUGGAGAAUUACGAACUGGUGGAAUAGUCAAUCAUCUACUGUCUCGAGGAUCAACACUUUAUACUCCCUUCAUUUCCUUACCCACCUCUCACAGUCCGGAGGCUCAACCCUCUUCUGCCUCUCAAGGCAUGAAGAUGCUCAAGUUAUACUCGACUGAUGACCUCGACAGAUGUCCCCUUGAUAAAUGGGGUAUAUUGGAUCCGGGAGAAACCAGGCGAGACGUUGAAGGUACCGACAGAGAAGACGUUAUGAACCCUUCAUCCCAGCCUCUCGACUUGAUACUGAUACCGGGAGUCGCAUUCGAUGAUGAGUGCAAUAGGCUUGGAAGGGGUAAAGCCUACUAUGAUCGAUUUCUGCUGGACUACACGUCUAGCCGUCCAUCUCCACUGCUAGUCGCCUUGGCUUUAUCACCUCAGAUACUAGAUAAAGGGGAAAGCGUGCCAACCACAGAACAUGAUUUCAGACUAGACGGAGUCAUCUCUCCCGACGGACUUGUUUGGAGAAACAGGGAAGACCAGCACAUUCGAGAAAAUAACUCGUAA
This is a messenger RNA of Kwoniella shivajii, 720 nucleotides long. RefSeq names its product 5-formyltetrahydrofolate cyclo-ligase. The coding region runs from base 1 to 720 and encodes 239 amino acids. The transcript has 6 exons. Gene Ontology annotation, cellular component: mitochondrion. NCBI's taxonomy places the organism in Eukaryota, Fungi, Basidiomycota, Tremellomycetes, Tremellales, Cryptococcaceae. Gene Ontology annotation, molecular function: 5-formyltetrahydrofolate cyclo-ligase activity. The record is from RefSeq and is a predicted model, not a curated record. Gene Ontology annotation, biological process: folic acid-containing compound biosynthetic process; tetrahydrofolate interconversion.